AUGGGUUCGCUCUAUGCACAAACCGGCAGUGCCUCUUCUACUGCAAGUGGAACUCCAUGGGAGAAGAUGUUUGCGAGCACGCUUGUCGCGCGUUUCUUUGCGGAAUGUUGGAUGAAGGACAUGGACCCUAAAACGAGCUAUGUUUGCUUGGCCGACUUGCUCCCCCAACAAAAUGAGGAUGCCGCGAAGACACUCCUGGAAUUUGAAGUCUGUCUCUGUAAUGGCAUUGUCGCCGGUUCCAAGGAGGCAUUCGCUGGCACGAAAAUCAAAAGUGAUGCUGAUUUGACUGCCGUUCACGCCAACUGGAACAUCAAAAAAGCCCACCAUGGCAUGGUCCUACCAGUUCGUUGCAAAAGCAGCCAAAAAAACAUGCUCUUUGGUGUGUCAGCUAGAAACGGACACCACAAAACUGAAACGGAUCUUCUCAAAACAAAGCAGCAUCUUGUUUCAAAGGAAGAUGGAUCUGAAGAAGUUUCUGGGCUCCUCCAGGCAGUCAACCCACGAGGAGGGAAAUCAACAGCAAGGAAGUUGAAAGAUCGGCUUUUGGAGCUGACUAAGCAGAAAAGAUAUGCAGAAGUGAUGAUCACAUCAGGUCAAGUAGUGCAUAUUCUAGGCUGCUUUGAUUAA
This is a messenger RNA of Seminavis robusta, 627 nucleotides long. NCBI's taxonomy places the organism in Eukaryota, Bacillariophyta, Bacillariophyceae, Naviculales, Naviculaceae. The record is from the annotation of a GenBank genome assembly.